Glossina fuscipes is the source of this 1250-nucleotide messenger RNA. RefSeq lists its product as uncharacterized. Bases 375 to 1250 code for a protein of 291 amino acids. The transcript is spliced from 3 exons. Lineage: Eukaryota; Metazoa; Arthropoda; Insecta; Diptera; Glossinidae. The record is from RefSeq and is a predicted model, not a curated record.
UUUAAACACAGAUUUGAGUGUGUGUUGAACGUUUGUGUCGCUACAUCUAUGUGUGCUCUUUCUAUCUGCGUCUUUGUUAUAAUAAUUCCCUGCUCAUCACUAGUAAAGGACAAUAUCGAGCAUAUUUUAGCCAAAUUGUUUGUGUUGCGUUUAAUUCCACUUUCGAUUAUUAUUCGUUAGAAGUACUUUUUUGUUAAUUGAAAUAUGAAAAAUUAGAAAAGUGUUGCGUAUGAGUUGCUAAUUGAUUUAUGUUGUUCUGCUAUACGGGAGUCUCGGAGAUAUCAUCUACCACUUGACUCAACAACACAACCUAUAAUUCGUAAAGCUUGUGCAACCGAAAUAAUACAAACUUGCAGAAAAGGAAUUGACAUUACAUGGAGAAAGUGGUACCUUUAGAACACGAAAAUACGGGUGAUCUUGAAGAUCCUGCAGAUAGUGAUGUCCAUGCGGUAAUCGAAAAGAGCUUGCUAACUCGUAAUGGCAAUGAAAGUGUUGUGCGUUAUACACGCACUGCUUUAGUUCAACUACGCAAUGAGCAGAGAUCUCGAAAAAGACCGAAGUGUGCUCUCCGCACUGAGUUGCAAGCAUUUUCGAUAUGGACGUGCCGUUUACGUGGUGAGUUGCAAAGGCUAGGUGUGUGGAAAGUAUCCACAAUGGACUUACAAUGCGACGGAAGCUGUAAAAAAAAUAUAUGCGGCAUGAUCGUGGACAUUGGCAACGUUACAUGUAAUGCAGGCGGCAUUAAUGGAGAUGGUAACCAAUACAGCAGCGGUGGAGUUCUGCAGUCAUACAUACCAGACGCGUCGCUAGGGCCGUUAGCCAAUAAACGCACAUUGCGUUGUGGUCGUUUUAUAAAUCAUCAAAGACGAGUUAAUGAAAUGAAUGCAGUAAUGUCUUCAGCUACUGCUCAUCAAGGCCUAACUGCCAAAUUUCACAUUGACCACCGCAGCAUGUCGUCCUCACAUCUUAUGCCUGCUUUUGCCAAAAAGCACAUGGGUAGCAUCUAUCCGGCAACAGCAUCAUGUGCUAACGGUCUUGCUGACGGGCUUCCGGUUAGCAGCGGGGAAUAUGGCAGUGAAAUUGGAGGCGACGAAGGAGUGGAAUCUCACAACAGUCGGGAAGGUAGAAUCCGUGGUAAGGAUCAUGAAAAAUUUAUCGGCAACAACUAUCGCCGUUAUAUAGAUGAAAACUACUUAUACAAAUCCAACUCUGGAAACCGUUUGAAUAAAGAAGGUAAUUUCAUAUUUUAA